GCGGACUCUAACGUUUGUGUCACUCUGGAACCGCCGGCUCCACACGAGUUGCUUCAUACCGGCCGAGAAAACAUCUAGAAUACAUCUUGGUUGCGAUGGCGUCGACCAAUGACAGCGGAGAGCACCAGGACCAGACGGUUCCUGGGGGGGAGAAGGAGGAGGAGGAGGAGGAGAGGAGGAGCGCCAGAGGGAUCCAGUCCCGUUACCUGCGCUGUCCGUCACCCAGUUUCUCCAUGGCUUCAGAGUCCAGGUUCUCCACGAUCUCCGGCUCCGACGCCGCCAGCAUCUUCAUGGAGCCCAUCCACCUCUCCUCGGCCAUGGCUGCCAAGCAGAUCAUCAGCGAGGAGCUGCCGCCCCGCAGGGUGCAGGCCGAGUCCGUCUCCGAGUCCAUGCUGGAGUCGGCCGACCAGCUGAUGGUGGAGGACCUGUACAACCGCGUCAGGGACAUGAUCGACGACCGCAGCCCCUACAACACGCCGUGUGUGCUGGACAUCCAGAGGUCGCUGCUGCAGGACCGCGUGGAGGCCCCCCUCAACCCCGUGGACGAGGUGUGGCCCAACGUCUUCAUCGGCGAGAAGUCCGUGGCGGUGAACAAGGCUCGCCUGAAGCGAAUGGGCGUCACCCACAUCCUCAACGCGGCCCACGGCACGGGGGUCUACACGGGCGAGUCCUUCUACGCCGGCAUGAGCCUCCGCUACAUGGGCAUCAAGGUGGACGACUUCCCCGACUCCGACAUCGCGCCGCACUUCCGGCCCACCGCCGAGUUCUUGGACGACGCUCUGCUGACGCACAAAGGAAAGGUGCUGGUCGUGUCCAUGAUGGGCGUCAGCCGCUCCGCCGUCCUGGUGGCGUCCUACCUGAUGAUCUUCCAGCACAUGUCCAUCAUGGAGGCGCUGACCUCAAUGAGGAAAAAGCGCGCCAUCCACCCCAACGAGGGCUUCCUGAAGCAGCUGCGUAACCUCAACGAGAACCUGAUGGAGGAGCGCGACGACGACGACGAGACUCUCAGCCAGUGCUCCGUCAUCGACGCACGCGGCCGCGCGCGCAUCUUCGGCGAAGACGAGGACGACGAAGACACGGACAGAGAGGAAGAGCAGAGCAUGGUCGGCGUGAAGGCGCACUCCAUCGUGAUGGAGGAGGAGGAGGACGGAGCCAGCGUGAUGAGCAGCGUCGCCUCCUCCGCGGCGGCGGCCGCGCUCCGCGGCGGAUCGACCGCCGCGCCCAACGGGCCGGCCGACCAGGGGGCGAUCGAGGAGGAGAUCGUCCUGCCGGAGACGGAGGGCGAAGAGGACGAGGACGGCCUCGACUGCAUGAUCCGCGAGUGGCAGAGGAGGAACGAGAAGUACAAGGACGACGACUGGUGGGAGGCCCAGCUGAACAGCGACGGGGAGGACGGGGAGGACGCGGAGUCCCUCGGCGAGGGCCGGCCGGCGAAGACGUCCCCCGCGGACGUGGAGAGCGUCACCAGCGAGGACGUGCGCGCCGUGAAGGAGCGGUUGAGGCGCCGCGGCAGGCGCCCGGCCUCGGACGCGAGGUCCACCUCCAGCUGCACGAGUUACUCCGAUCUGUGGAGACAGCGGCUGAGGGAAAUCGAGGAACAGGCCGCUGCUCGCUACCGCAGGAAAGAGGACGAGGACGGCAGCGAGAGCGCCUCCACCGAAGGUGGAGGAGGAGGGAGGAAGAUCGACGAGGAGGUGGAGAGCCUCAUCUCCGACACCAGCUCCAUGUACAACUUCUGCCAAAGGAACAAGGAGAAGAUGACGCCUUUGGAGCGCUGGCGCGUCAAGAGGAUCCAGUUCGGCUGGAACAAGAAGGACCGAGAGGACGGAGAGAAGGGCGACGGGGAGCGGGGGGGCGGCGAGGGAGACGCCGCGGCGCCGUCCCACCAGGACGUCAACCUGACGGCCUAUCAGACGUGGAAGCUGAGGCAGCAGAGGCGCCUCGGGGAGGAGAACACGGAGGAGAUCGUGGAGAUGAGUCGGGGCGAGGACUCCGCGACCGUCAAGCGGAGGCAGAGACGCGAGGAGAUCCUGGAGCGCUCCAAGAAGACUCUGGAGGAGAGCCAGUCCAUGUCCGGCUGGGACGACGGGAGCAGCGUCAGCGGCGGCACCAUCCCGCUCUCCGCCUUCUGGGCCGGAGCCGGGGUCGCGGGCCCGCCGAGCGUCGCCAACGACGACAACGUGUCCGUGCUCAGCGGCCGCUCGUCCGCCAUCUCCUCCGUGUCACAGCCGCGCAGCGCCAGGUCGGCGAACGCCGUCGCGCCGGUCCCUCCCAUCCUCCCGGCUGCCGCGGCGCCGGGCCCCGCAGGAGAACCCAUGGUCAAUCUGGCCAGCAUCCAGAACUGGAUCGCCAACGUCGUGUCUGAAACCAUCCGGCAGAAGCAGAGCGAGAUGAGCCUGCCGCCUCCGUCGCGCGCCGGGUCGGAGCUCAGCUUCGGCGCCCUGAUUUCGGGGCGCGGCGUGGACGACGACAAAGCCUCCCUGCUGAGCGGCGCCUCCUAUUCCAGCGCGCUGUCGCCGGGGAGGCGCGGGGCGGCCUCCGUCCUCUCCGGCGGCGGGUCGAGCGCCUUCUCUGCUCUCACGGGGAGAAGCUCCGCUCCGGGAUCCAGGAGGAACAAGAUCACCACCACCAGCGUCCCUCUGUACAGCCUCUUCCAAGACCAGGUGGACAUGGGCAAACUGGACGCCAUGGACAAGGAGAUCAAGUCUGAGAUGAGGGGCAAGAUGGCCGCCUACGAGAAGAAGAAGAUCCUGGAGGACAACAAGCGCAGCACGCUGUACAAGAAGAAGAAACCCAAGGAGGAGGUCGGCGAGGAGGAGGAGGAGGAGGAGAGAAAGAAGAAAGAGGAGGAGUUUCUGGAGGAAGCAAAGAGAAAGGAGAAACCCGCGAGGAGCUUCGGCCUCUCUGGGCGCCUGAACCUCAACCCGUCUCUGGAGCGAGAUACCAACACCAGCGUCGACGAGUGGCUGUCGAGCGUGCGGCCUCCUCCGAGGAAAGCGGCGCCCGGAGGCGAGGCCGACGCCGCCGUGGAUCCUUAUGACGACCUCGACGCCUCUGCCUCCGAAUUCGACUUCUCCAGCCGCCGGGCGUCCUACGCCCCCGAGGAGGAGGAGGAGGAGGGCGCGUCCUCCUCGUACAGAUCACAGCUCCGUGAGCUUCCGCCGGGCGGAGGCCUCGGGUACACGCCGGACGGGAGGGGGAGCAGGAGGCAGGAAGCCGGCCACGAGGCGGAGGAGGAGGAGGAUGACAUCGCCACCUUCAUCGCCCAAACCAGGCAGAGGAUCCGAGCUCGGGCCGCCGCCGAGGCCGAGGGCGACGAGGUGCUGGAGGCGUGGAGGGCGCAGCAGGAGGCGAGGUCACAGAGCAGGAAGGAGUCCUAGAGGUUCACAGACUUUGAACCUGAGGAACGACACCUUGAAAAAAAGGGAAAAUCGAUUGGAAACACUUUUAACUUUAAACAGGAAAAUAUGCACUUUUGCAUCAAAACGUAGAGUCACACGUGGUUUAUUUUAUUGUUUGCACUACCGUUAAAACUGAAUGUAAAACACAUUUAAUACAUAUUUUCAUAAAUGAUGACAUGGAAACAAAAACUCCGGAAAACAAGCUAUCAUUUGUUUCAGUGUUAUGUAAUCAAUGCUCAGAUAUAUUACAACAUUUGGGCUGUUGAUCUGAUUUAGAUUUUUUUAAUAAUUUUUUAUUUAACAUAGGAUUAAAGGGAUACACAUUAAGAAACAACUGAUCCAAAAUAGUAAUCACGAUAGUAAAAAAUAGGAAUAGUAACAAUGAUUUAUUCAUAAUAACUAUUAUUCUGAUGAUUCUUGUAUCAUUUUUGUUUCAAUUAAUUAAUAAAUGAAUGAUAAAAUAUAUU
Pungitius pungitius (ninespine stickleback) is the source of this 3868-nucleotide messenger RNA. RefSeq names its product dual specificity phosphatase 27 (gene styxl2). The record is from RefSeq and is a predicted model, not a curated record. Gene Ontology annotation, biological process: protein dephosphorylation; negative regulation of MAPK cascade. Gene Ontology annotation, cellular component: cytoplasm. Lineage: Eukaryota; Metazoa; Chordata; Actinopteri; Perciformes; Gasterosteidae. Gene Ontology annotation, molecular function: protein tyrosine/serine/threonine phosphatase activity; MAP kinase phosphatase activity. Bases 96 to 3380 code for a protein of 1094 amino acids. The transcript is spliced from 6 exons.